CUAAAGUGUACACUAUUUGAAAUGAUGGUUGAACAAAUAGCCCUUGCUGUUGGUCAGUUGAUAUUGAAGAUUUGGUCCCACCCUGUUAAAACACGUCAAGGUUUCCAUGCUGUGCACAGCAUAAGCUGCUGGAACGGGUUUAAGAAGAGAAGGUGAAAAAUUAAUUUACCAUCGGAACUGGAGCAGGACUUACCAUAAAUAUUAACUGGAAAUCUUUGCCUGAAAGCUUAAAACAAAGCUGCUCCUGUUCAUUUCUAUCAUCUGUGAGAUCUCUGCAAGACAAUGGCUACACAGAGAAAGGAAAGUUUUGAAUUAUUGGAUCUCAGGAUUUGGUUCUGCCUGCUGAUUUCCUACAGUAGUUGUUUCGCCCAGAAGGACUGCACUGGCGUGACUUGCCCUUUGCUAGAAUUCUGUAUUGAGGAGGUGUUGGAGCCUGGUGCUUGUUGUGCCACGUGCAUGCAAUAUGGUUGUGCAUGCGAGGGUUACCAGUAUUACGACUGCAUUCAUGCUGGGUUCAGGGAUGGCAAGGUACCUGAAGGAUCUUCGUAUUUUGUUGAUUUCGGGAGCACAGAGUGUGCGUGUCCCAGUGGAGGAGGCAAGAUCGGCUGUUAUUUUAUCCCUUGCCCUGAGCUUCCACAGAACUGCAUUGAAGUCGUGGAGUCAGAUGAAGGUUGCCAACAGUGUGCCAAGGUAGGGUGCCUUCAUGAUGGUCAGAAAUACACAGCAGGGCAUACGUUCCAUAUGCCACCAUGUAAAGUAUGCCACUGUGACAACUCUGGUGGUGACCUCUUGUGCUACACUCUACCUAACUGUGAUGCCUCCCAGGAACAGAAAUCUGCCUAUCCAAUAAUCAACGAGAAUGAAGAGCCAGCACAACAUUAUGAUGACCAGUAUAGCUAUGACCAAGAGCCUUUGGGUAAUGAGCACUUUCAUAAGAAAGGCCCUAAACAGUCUAAAGAAUACCGAUCAUUUAACAGAAGGCAAGAAAGAUACAACAUUAGAAGCUCAGGCAUGGAUGAUGAAGUUGAAUACAACAAUCUGGUGCCUACGAUGUCCCAUGAUCCAUUAUAUACCACAAAGGAGCCUUAUGUCAGUACUGCAGCUCCAACAGAAACAACUAUUCAAUCUACUGUGUCUAAAAAGGAAGUGAAAGAUGCCUGGAGAAUUGAACAGCUUCAAAGAGUGAAAAUCACAAAGAAGAAAGUGACUGAUGAGAAGAUAGAAAACAAUAAAAAGAAGGAGGAACAAACAGGGCCUGUGUUUCCUACAGUUAAAUUCAGUCUCACAAAACAACCCCCUAUUGCCAUUAAGGAAGAUGAUAAUUCUGUGCCAAACAAACAGCCGCAAACUUUGUUCCAUUUUCGAUUUGAUGAAGAGGAGAACAGCAUUAAGGUACCCACAGUUCUGAAUGAAGGAAAUGGAAGGCAUAAUAUCAGUUACCAGCUUGUACAGACUAUUCGUCCUAGUGAUCCAUCGCUCACCAGUGAGGCUUCCCUGCCCAGAACAAGUGAAGGUGUAAAUCCUCCAACAGGAACGGUCUUGGAGAAAAAAGCCAACCACUCCAGUGAUGACUUAGUUACUUCUCGAUCCACAACCACUGCCACUCUAGGAUCUACAGCUCCUCCUACAACAUCCCUAACUCCAUCAUGGGAUCCCCCCACCUCUAUUCCUGCCUUAGAGGAACCCGUUCAUGAAGAAAUUAAACCUUCUGCAGAUGUGAUUGAAAACUGCUGCAAUGCUGGACAAGAAUGGGCUGCAGAUAAUGGCCAGUGCUUUGAUAUUUCUGUGAAGGGUCUUCACACUCUCCCCUGCAGAAUUGCUCAGAAGCAGUGCUGCAUCUCGUACCUGGAGGAACAAAGCUGCAUAGUGGGUAUGAACUUUGCAAAAGAAGGUGAGGACUGCUAUGCAAACCCAAAUGAUGUCUGUGGAGCUGACAUAUACAAGAAAUGCUGUGACUGCUGUACUUUAGGAAUUAUAUUUUGGAGCCAGCACAAAGGGUGCAAAGCAAAGCCAAGUCUGGGCUACCCCUGUAGUCAGGCAUUUUUAAGCUGUUGCGAGGGAGCUGAAGAUCUUGGUCAUCUUCCUGUGAGACAGUGGCCCAAGCCAAAACCAUUGCCUGAGACGACCUCCAUUCCUGAACGAGUUUUGGAAUCAGAAAAUGUUAAGGAAGCUCAUUCACUGAGUGAAGCAGACACAGCAUUUAACUUCAUAACAGACAACGAACUAAGUGAAUGUACGAUGUAUCCUGGACUAAUUUGCCAGCAUUUCUGCAUCAAAACGUUGGAAUCCUAUGAGUGUACAUGUUUUCCGGGAUAUACACUGCAAGCUGAUGGACGCAGCUGCAAAUCAGAAUAUGAAGAGGAAGAGAAAAGUUUUAUGGAGGUGCAGCCUUCUGAGGCAACGCAGACUCUGGCAUUUGAAGACGUGGAUCGCUGCAGAGAUGCCAGUCCAUGCAUGCAUUACUGCAAUCAAGUCGGGAAGGAUAUUAUUUGCUCCUGUUUCUCUGGUUACAGACUGAUGACAGAUCAGACCUCGUGUGAAGAUGUGAAUGAGUGUGUACUGGGCACACACAACUGUUCAAGAGGAGAGUCCUGUGAGAAUACUCAAGGGUCAUUCCAGUGCAUCCCAAUAAUAACUUGUGAGAAUGGCUUUGUCGCGAAUGCAUUCAACAAGUGUGUUGAUAUCAAUGAGUGUUUAACUGAUUCCCAGACGUGCAGUUUUGGAGAAAUAUGUAUAAAUACAAUGGGAUCCUUUAAAUGUCAGAAGAUGAUUACUUGUGGACCAGGCUUUGAGAAAAUGGACGAUUAUUGUCAAGAUAUCAAUGAAUGUGAGCGAGGCAAUCACAACUGCGCAGUCAAUUACGAAUGUCAGAACACUCCAGGGUCAUUUCGUUGUCUUUCAAAAGUGCAGUGCCCUGAGGGAUUUCUGCAGGACUCACAAGGGAACUGCCAUGACAUUAAUGAAUGCACUACACUAACUCAGGCUUGCAAGCCUGGGUUCAAAUGCAUUAACACCGUUGGGUCUUACACCUGCCAAAGAAAUUUCAUCACCUGUGGAAGGGGAUACCAUGCUAGUACUGAUGGUUCUCAGUGCAUUGACAUUGAUGAAUGCCAGAAUGGAGUGCAUCGCUGUGGUGAAGGACAGGUCUGUCAGAACAUACCUGGGAGCUAUCGCUGUGAUUGUAAAAGUGGCUAUCAGUACAAUUCCCUGAGCAGAACAUGCACUGAUGUUGAUGAAUGUUGGCGCUAUCCCGGUCGACUCUGUGCACAUAAUUGUGAGAAUACCCCAGGGUCUUAUUACUGCACCUGCAGCACUGGAUUCAAGCUAGCACUUGACGGCAAGAACUGUGAAGAUAUAAAUGAAUGUGAGAGCAAAGUCUGUGGUCAGGAAUGUGCGAAUAUCUACGGCUCCUACCAAUGCUAUUGCAGACAAGGAUACCAGCUCAGUGAACAAGAUGGCCAUUCCUGUGUGGAUUUUGAUGAGUGUGCUCAAAGUGGAGGCACUGUCUGUACAUUCCGCUGUCUGAAUCUACCUGGCAGUUAUAAAUGUGCCUGUCCUGAGGUUGGUUAUACGAUAUCACCUAAUGGAAGAACGUGUAGAGACAUUGAUGAAUGCGCUAUUGGGACGCACAACUGCACAUCAACUGAAAUCUGCUUCAACAUCCAAGGUGGAUUCAAAUGUCCUUCAGUGGAUUGCCCACCAAACUACAGAAAAGUUUCUGACAUGCGCUGUGAACGCAUCAUGUGCCCUAAUUUCAUGGACUGCCAGAACAUUCCAGUCAGAAUCACCUAUUAUCAGUUGACCCUCCCGACCAACGUCCAGGUUCCAAGCACCAUUUUCCGUAUUGCACCUUCACCUGCCUAUAUAGGAGAUAACAUUGUGCUGACCAUUAUUAAAGGAAAUAACGAAAAUUACUUCAGCACAAGGAAGCUGAAUGCUUACACUGGUAUUGUCUACGUACAACGGCAGUUUAUGGAAUCAAAAGACUUCUUGCUGGAUGUUGAAAUGAAGCUUUGGCGCCAAGGAACAUUCACUUCCUUCUUGGCUAAAAUUUAUGUAUUUGUUGCUGCUCAUCCUUUCUAAAGCAAACACUGUAGCUGUUGUAUCUGAUAUAACGUUUUAAAGGGUUGACACUAGCACGCUCACAAGGCCAGUUGACUUAAUGGGGUGCAGGGGAAUGGAUGGGUUAUUUUGACUUUUUGCGUCAAUAGAAAUGAAAGCCAAGCAACCGAAUCAAAAUCACCUGUUUAACAUUUUAACCCUUGGUCGAAGAUUUUCCAUAAGUCAUCUUGUGAAUUGUAUUCACUAUAUCUCUCAUCUGUUGCUACCAGAGUAUAUUGACUGAUAUCUGCAAAGUAACUUAAUUGCACUGUGCUUCAAGUACAGUAUAUGGAGUUCAGUAUAUCUGAAUCACAUCAUUGGAAACAUAGUUGUCCAGUAAUGGUGCAUGACACAAAUCACUUAGUUGUUUCACAGUCUUGCAUGUCCUUUCAUUUCAAAAUUUCAAUCAAGAUAAAUGCUAAAGGAUGCAGGUUAUUAUCAAGUUAUGAAGAUUAAGCAGUUUGAUGUCCACUGCCUUCAUGAAAAUGUAUUUAGUUUAGUCUCAUUUGUUUGCAAACUCGUUUUGCAGUGAUGCCAAUCACAUUGAAAUAAGCCAUAAUUGGUGGGGGAAGUCAUUGUGAUAAUUUAAACAAAAGGACUCUUCCAUCUAUCUGAAGGGAAGUGAAUCUGCUCCUUUUUGUAAAAGGAGCUAAUUUUGGUAAAAAUUUAUCUUGGGUGGAAGUGCAAACCAAUGAUAAUGGGGAGGAAGUGAAACAUGGAAGCAGAGGACUGCAUUGUUAUCAGGAAACAGCCUGAGGCCCAGCGAAUUAUCCUGAGGGAUGAGUUAAGCUCCCACCAACAACAGCUGAAGGAUUUAAAUUCUGCUAAUUAAAUAAAUAUGGAAUAAGAGCUAGUAUCAGUAAAGGCAGCCGUAAAUUUAUCGGACUCUUAUAAAACCCAAACGGCUGACUUCUGUCAUUUAGGCAGAAGAAAUCUUCUUUCUUUCUGUAGAUGUAUGGACUCAAUUUGGGGUCAUAAUUGUCCUCUGAAUUGUUCUGGAAAGCCAUUCGGCUUGAGGGCAAAUUUAGAGAGGUUAAUAAUUAUCAAUCUUUGCUCAUGAAACAGAGAAGAAUGUUAAAAAAUAUAUAUUUUGCUUUACCACCCAAGAUAAACUAACUCAUCAUUUCUUGAAGUGGACCAUGCAAUUAGGAUGUGUUAAUAUGGAUUUUCUUAAAAGCCUCAAGUCUGUUGCCUAGUUAUAUUUCCAUAUAACUUUAGUAGUGAAAUUUGAUUUUUUUUAAAAAAGUAUUCUGUUCUGGACAAUGUUAACUUUAAAAUAGAUUUCUUGCCCUCAAGGGGAUUUCUAUCCUACCAUAGUGAAUAAAAUUAUUAGUGUGAGAAUAACAUUUUGUAUGAUACCAGAAAGCUUCAAUGACAAUAUAAACAGGAAUGAAUUUGUUCUGUUUUGUUUUACUGAUACUAUCUUUUUGAAAUAAUCAUGUUUAUGGUGUUACUUUUCACAGCCAAUAUCUCAUACUUUCUUAGGCACAGCUGAUAUUUGCUAAAAAUGUUCAUCCAAACCUAAAGCUAAGUACUGUUUAUACUUUUUUUUCUAAUUUGUAAUGUUGGAACUGAGAUUAUUUGUUAUCAGAUGAAAGUUUAUUCUGCCUUGAUAACCCUCAAAGGGUUUAAAUGUUCCACUCUUGACCACUUAAGGAUCAUCUAUUAAAUAUGGGCAUAGA
Mobula hypostoma (lesser devil ray) is the source of this 5783-nucleotide messenger RNA. It is a transcript of the gene fbln2, whose product is annotated as fibulin 2. Gene Ontology annotation, molecular function: calcium ion binding; extracellular matrix binding. Gene Ontology annotation, biological process: positive regulation of cell-substrate adhesion. The record is from RefSeq and is a predicted model, not a curated record. Lineage: Eukaryota; Metazoa; Chordata; Chondrichthyes; Myliobatiformes; Myliobatidae. Gene Ontology annotation, cellular component: extracellular matrix; extracellular region. The coding region runs from base 283 to 4083 and encodes 1266 amino acids. The transcript has 21 exons.